This is a messenger RNA of Megalops cyprinoides (Indo-Pacific tarpon), 4121 nucleotides long. RefSeq names its product ArfGAP with SH3 domain, ankyrin repeat and PH domain 1a (gene asap1a). Gene Ontology annotation, molecular function: protein binding; GTPase activator activity. Gene Ontology annotation, cellular component: cytoplasm. The record is from RefSeq and is a predicted model, not a curated record. Gene Ontology annotation, biological process: positive regulation of GTPase activity. Lineage: Eukaryota; Metazoa; Chordata; Actinopteri; Elopiformes; Megalopidae. Bases 237 to 3698 code for a protein of 1153 amino acids. The transcript is spliced from 32 exons.
UUCGCGGGACCCAUAUGGCGAGAAAUCACUGCUCUUUUUCCUGACACUUUUCGCCAUAAAUGAAUGCGCUUUCUCCCCGUCUUCUCUCGCUGGAUUAUAGGACACGUAACAAAAUGAGCUGAUAUGUUGCCUCCUGGAGAUAUUCUGCCUUGCUUCAACAAACCACGGGAUUUUGAUUUACUGUACAAAGUGCGGGUUGCGGUUGAAAUUGCAGCAGUCGCGGUGACUAUAAAGUCAUGAGAUCAUCUGCCUCCCGCUUAUCAAGUUUUUCGUCAAAAGAUUCCCUAUGGAACCGGAUGCCGGAUCAGAUCUCGGUGUCCGAGUUUCUCUCGGAGACUACGGAGGAUUACAACUCUCCCACGACAUCCAGCUUCACCACCCGGCUGCAGAGCUGCCGGAACACCGUCAAUGUUCUGGAAGAGGCUUUGGAUCAAGACCGAACCGCCCUCCAGAAGGUUAAGAAGUCUGUGAAGGCAAUCUACAAUUCUGGUCAAGAUCAUGUACAGAAUGAGGAGAACUAUGCGCAAGCGCUCGACAAGUUCGGCAGCAACUUCAUCAGCCGCGACAACCCCGACCUGGGCACAGCCUUCGUCAAAUUCUCCACCCUCACCAAGGAGCUGUCCGCGCUUCUCAAGAACCUGCUCCAGAGCCUGAGCCACAACGUCAUCUUCACCCUGGACUCUUUGCUGAAGGGGGACCUCAAAGGAGUGAAAGGGGAUUUAAAGAAGCCAUUUGACAAAGCAUGGAAGGAUUAUGAAGCAAAGUUCACGAAGAUCGAGAAGGAGAAACGGGAGCACGCCAAGCAGCACGGCAUGAUCCGCACGGAGAUCACCGGCGCCGAGAUCGCCGAGGAGAUGGAGAAGGAGCGCCGGCUCUUCCAGCUGCAGAUGUGCGAGUACCUGAUCAAAGUGAAUGAGAUCAAGACCAAGAAGGGGGUGGACCUCCUCCAGAACCUAAUCAAGUAUUACCAUGCACAGUGCAACUUCUUUCAGGACGGCCUGAAAACCGCAGACAAGCUGAAGCAGUAUAUUGAGAAACUGGCUGCUGAUCUCUACAAUAUAAAGCAGACACAGGAUGAAGAGAAGAAGCAGUUGACUGCCCUGCGGGACCUCAUCAAGUCCUCCCUGCAGCUGGACCAGAAGGAGUCGAGGAGAGACUCUCAGAGCAAGCAGGGCGGAUACAGCAUGCACCAGCUGCAGGGGAACAAGGAAUUUGGGAGCGAGAAGAAGGGCUACCUGCUGAAGAAGAGCGACGGGAUACGGAAGGUGUGGCAGCGGAGGAAGUGCUCGGUGAAGGGCGGCAUCCUCACCAUCUCGCACGCCACGUCCAACAGGCAGCCGGUGAGACUCAACCUGCUCACCUGCCAGGUGAAGCCAAGCGGAGAGGACAAGAAGUGCUUCGACCUCAUUUCCCAUAAUCGGACAUAUCACUUCCAGGCAGAAGAUGAACAGGAGUUUGUGAUCUGGAUCUCGGUGCUGACCAACAGCAAGGAGGAGGCUCUGAACAUGGCGUUCCGCGGGGAGCAGAGCGCGGGGGACGACAGCCUGGAGGACCUGACCAAGGCCAUCAUCGACGACGUGCUGCGCAUGCCCGGCAACGAGGUGUGCUGCGACUGCGGGGCAGCAGACCCGAAAUGGCUGUCAACCAACCUGGGCAUCCUGACUUGCAUCGAGUGCUCCGGGAUCCACAGGGAGAUGGGCGUGCACAUCUCACGGAUCCAGUCCAUGGAGCUGGACAAGUUAGGGACCUCCGAGCUCUUGCUGGCCAAGAAUGUAGGAAAUGCUAGUUUUAAUGAAAUCAUGGAAGGGAAUCUGCCUUGUCCUUCACCGAAGCCCACUCCAUCGAGCGACAUGACGGCACGGAAGGAGUUCAUCAACGCUAAGUACGUGGACCACAAGUUCGCCCGCAAGACCUGCACCUCGGCCGCUGCCAAGAUGAGUGAGCUCUGCGAAGCUGUGAAGACCCGGGACCUGCUCGCUCUCAUCCAGGUGUACGCCGAGGGGGUGGAGCUGAUGGAGCCGCUGCCCGAGACUGGCCAGGAGCCGGGAGAAACGGCACUCCACUUCUCUGUGAGGAUGGCGGACCAGACUUCCCUGCACCUGGUUGACUUCCUUGUUCAGAACAGUGGGAACCUGGACAAGCAGACAGAGAGAGGGAACACAGCGCUGCACUACUGCUGCCUCUACGAGAAGCACGAAUGCCUCAAACUGCUGCUGAGGGGCAAGCCGGCCACUGACAUCACCAAUCAGAACGGGGAGACUGCGUUGGACAUUGCCAGAAGGCUGAAAAACUCCCAGUGUGAAGAACCGCUGGUGGAGGCUGCUGCUGGGAAAUUCAACCCCCACGUGCAUGUGGAGUACGAGUGGAACCUGCGCCUGGAGGAGAUCGACGAGAGCGACGACGACCUCGACGACAAGCCCAGCCCCAUUAAGAAGGAGCGCUCCCCGCGGCCGCAGAGCUUCUGCCACUCCUCCAGCCUGUCCCUGCAGGACAAGCUGUCCCUGCCCAGCUACUCCGCCCACCGCGACAAGCAGCGGCUCUCCUACGGGGCCUUCACCAACCAGACCUACAGCGCCUCCACUGACUCCCCCACCUCCCCUGUCGACGUCCCCCCGCUGCCCCCCAGGAACGCCGUCAAAGUGCCGGUUCUGGCUUUUACUGGAUCACCGACGUCACACUACGCCUCUCUGGCUGGUACCCGACCAUGCAUCAGCACUCCCUCCUCCGGCCCUCCCACCUCCCUCCCUGUGGGUUCACAGACCCCCGGGGGAAGCUCCACCCUGUCCAAGAAGAGGCCUCCGCCCCCUCCCCCCGGACACAAACGCACCCUGUCCGACCCGCCCAGCCCUAUACCUCACGGCCCACAGAGUAAAGGUGGGAUCCCUUGGGGAAACGACUCCACUCCCCCUCCUGCAAACAGGACGUCACCGGCGAGCAAGUUCGAGGGAAUCCCGCAGCAGCCGAGCUCUACUCCUACUAACACAAAACCUACACUUGGUCCAAGGGUUCUUCCCAGACUACCUCAGAAAGUGGCACUACGGAAAAUUGACACCAUUCAUCUCCCCUCUGUGGACAAGCCUAGCCAGCCUCCCGAGCCCUUCCAGAAGCCUUCUCAGGCUGCUGAGACACCCCAGAAAGCCCCCCUGGCAGAGAAACCCCAAUUAAGUGAGCUGCCCCCCAAACCCCAGGUUUCAGACCUGCCCCCAAAGCCGCAGCUGUCUGACUUACCCCCCAAGCCGCAGGAUCUCCCCCCUAAACCGCAGCUCAAGGACCUCCCUCCAAAACCACAGCUCUCUGAUGUGCCCCCGAAGCCCCCUGUCACAGACCUUGCCCAGAAGCCACCCCCUGGGGAUGGCGCCCCCAAGCCGCAGCCUCCGCCCGACGAGCCAGCCUCCAGCCAGCAGGGGGAGCCGUCUCCCAAACAGUCUAGUGAAGACACUAAUGGCACCCCACCCAGCACCACGGAGACACCCGUCCCACUCCCGAGGAAGAUCAAUACGGGGAAGACUAAAGCGAGGCGGGUGAAGACCAUCUACGACUGCCAGGCCGACAACGACGACGAGCUCACCUUCACGGAGGGCGAGGUCAUCGUCGUCACGGGAGAGGAGGACCAAGAGUGGUGGAUCGGGCACAUUGAGGGUCAGCCGGAGAGGAAGGGGGUGUUUCCCAUGUCCUUCGUCCACAUUCUGUCCGACUGACACCGGAGUGGGCAGGUGUGAGGCCCCCCCCCGCCCACUCCCAGCCGCCGCCCCAUCCCCUCCCCCCACAGCACAAGCUCCGCCCCACACUGCGGCCUCACACGAGACUGAGGGAACCGCCUCUGUACAUAGCAGCCGCUGCAACCAGAAACAAAAAAAAAAAACGGAAACUAAGAAGAAACUCGCCUCCCCCCGGCUCACCUCACCGCAGGUGUGAAGUGCACAUGCGUUACUGUAAAUAGACCGCGUUAUCCUGCCUUUGACCAGUAUUCUCUUAGCCUUGGAAACCGGGCGGGCCUUACUUGGUUUGCUUUAGCCAUCCUCGGAAUCUAGCACUUAACUAUACAUCUCUUGUCAAUGCUGUUACUGUAUGUAUGUGUAUACAUAUAUUUAUGUAUGUAUAAACAUGUUAGUGUAUAUAUG